Messenger RNA from Varanus komodoensis (Komodo dragon), 2770 nucleotides. It is a transcript of the gene APCDD1L, whose product is annotated as APC down-regulated 1 like. The record is from RefSeq and is a predicted model, not a curated record. Gene Ontology annotation, molecular function: Wnt-protein binding. Lineage: Eukaryota; Metazoa; Chordata; Lepidosauria; Squamata; Varanidae. The transcript has 4 exons. The coding region runs from base 64 to 1605 and encodes 513 amino acids. Gene Ontology annotation, cellular component: plasma membrane. Gene Ontology annotation, biological process: negative regulation of Wnt signaling pathway.
GUAUCUUGCCUGCUGGCGAUCGUUUGCAAAGACCUGCACGCCGAUUUUGGAUUUAUUUUUGCAAUGCUUCGAUCGUGGUGGUUCGUUGGGGUCUUCGUAGCAUGUGCAUCUGGACAGAAGCUAUGGGAUGUCCCAGUAUCUCCUCCAAGCCAGCCUGGCUCCGGAAAACUGCAGUGGGAACCGCAGUGCCAGUACCAAUUGCGCCACCUUCAGGACGGCGCUAGAAUAGCGGCUCUCCUUCCACCCAGACUGGAAGGUCAUUGGAUUUCAACAGGGUGUGAGGUCCGGCCAGGACCCGAAUUCCUCACCCGGUCGUAUAUGUUCUAUGCCAACCGCCUCUUCAAAGCCUAUCAGUUCUACUACCGUGACCCUUCUUGCCAGGAUCCCACCUACUCUCUGGUCAUCAAAGGCAAAAUUAGGCUCCGGCAAGCCUCCUGGAUCACACGGGGGGCCACUGAAGCGGAUUACCAUCUUCACAAAGUCGGCAUUGUCUUCCAUAGCCAGAGGGCCAUGCAAGAAACGGUGGCUCGCAUCAACCGGACUUCAGGAGAGCGCUGCCGUGGGUUUGUGCCGGCCGGGCGGACUUGGGCUCCCGGUGCCCUGUAUGAGCUUCUGAGUGCUAAAGUGGAACAGGAUUGCACCCCAGGCCUUGGAUUUGCUAUGCAUGAACUUAGCCUCGUACGAGUGGAGAAGUUCCACCAGGCAGCGCUGCUCCAGAAUAACCAGGGGAGCCGAGAAGUGGAAGAGCUCUAUCUUGGGGACAUCCACACUGAGUGGUCGGAAAGACGCCAUUAUCGGCCAACGGGUUAUCAGCGCCCCCUGCAGAGCGCCAUGCACCAUGUCCACCCUUGCCCUGCCUGUGGGAUUAUAUACAGAGGCGACGAGCAUCACCCACCCAUAUUACUGGCCAGGCCUGAGCUCCCCAUGUGGCUGAGCGGCCGCUGGGUCAGCUCUCGGUGUGAGGUCCGCCCAGCAGUGCUUUUCCUCACGAGGUAUUUCACUUUCCACGGCAACAACCGCAGCUGGGAGGGCUACUACUACCACUACUCGGACCCUCUCUGCAAGCAGCCCACCUUCACCGUGUAUGCCUCGGGCCACUACACGGAGGGGGCGCCCUCCGUUGUCGUGAAGGGAGGCACCGAGCUGGUCUUCAGGGUGACCCACGCCCGGGUGACGCCCAUGGAUCAGGCGACGGCGGUGAUGCUGAACUCCUCUGAGGCCGGGAGCUGUGGGGAGGCCGGCGCUUGGAGCAUCGGGCGGGAGCUGGACGUCACCCACACGAACGGCUGCGCGGCUCUGGGCAUCAGGCUGCCCCACACGGAGUACGAACUCUUCCGAAUCGAACGGGAUGCCAAAGACCGCAGCUUGCUGUACAUCGGCGAGAGACCGACGGAUGGGUCGAGCCCCAACACACCUGGCAAGAGGCCCACCUCGUAUCAGUCUCCUCUCUUCCAGUGCGGGAUGCCCUCAGCAGUUGCAGCAGGACACAGCCAGCCCAGUUACCUGGGAAGAUUAGGGGCUGACCUUAACAGUGGCGCUCCGAAGACGCUCUCCAGAGCCUCUGCCCUGGCCUUUCUAGUUGUGCAGCUUCUCAGAUGGGACUGAACACGGAUGCUCAUGUGCCAGUGGGUUGCACAGAGUCCAGCCAGCCCUUCCUUAGUGUUAAGACCUUCGUUUGUUCAUACCACAAUGAGCCUAUCUGGAAGCAGUUGCAAACUUCACACUCGAGUUUCCUGAGGUGAAACCCUUCCCUUCAUGCCCAAGUAUGGACACGGACAACGGAGCUGACGUUUUUUUUAUUGCCGAUGUAAAAGUCAUCAGGUGACUUAAGUUGUACUAAACGUACAAUUAUGUGUAGAUCUGAAAGUCCUUUCUGCAAGUCUACUCCCACACAAAAAAGUAUAGAGAAGUAAUCGUGCUUUCACAGGACUGUUUUGUUUUGAAAUCACUUUGAAUUGAUAUUGCAGGUGCUAUUUACAAAAUGUAACCGUUUUUAUUAAGUGCUGUCAAGUAAUCUCUGACCUAGGAAAGAAAGCCUUCCAGAAUGGCCUGUCCUUCAGUCAUGCUCAGCUCUUGCAAUCUCAGGGCUGUGGCUUCCUUUAUGGAAUUAAUCUAUCUCAUCAUUGGUCCUCCUCCUGCCUUUCCCUAGCCUGAUAGUCUUCUCCAGGAAGGCUUGCCUUCACAUGAUGUGUCCAAAGUAUGACAGCCUCAGCUUUGUCCUUCUUGCUUCCAGAAAAAGUUUGGUCUUGAUUUGAGGUAUGACCCAUCUUUCUGCCAGUCCUGGGUAUUCACAAAGCUCUCCUCUAAUACCAUGUUUCCCAUGCAUCCAUCUUCUUCCUGCCAGCUCCCUUCACUGUCCAGCUUUCACACCCAUACUUGGUGAUGGGGAAUACAAUAGUUUGGAUUAUCUUGGCCUUGGUCUCCAGUGAAACAUCCUUAACACUUGAUGUUCUUUUCUAAUUCCAUCAUUACUGACCUUCCAAAUCUCUUUCUUCAAAUUUCUUGGCUUUGUAUGCAAAACCUUUUACAGUUUCAGUUUCUCCAUAUGCUGACAUUAUAGUUCUGUAAAUCUUCUGCAGUUAUGUAGCUAAAAACUUUAAAAGAACCCAGUUGUUGGAAUUAGCUUGGCUUCUAGCUCAGAGACAAAUGUCACAUGAGAGGAAAUACUCUUUUAUUAAAAUUGUCAUCCUGGGCCUAGGAUAGAGGGCCUGAUCAGACAGCUGGAGUAGAUGGUUUAUUAUCAUUUUUUUACUUCAUUGCCUUUAUAUCC